GACUUCAAGAGCCGUAUUUAGCAGCUGGCUUGCGAGGUUAACCACUUGCCGCGUAUGUUUUCAUUUUAGAUCAUUUUGUUCUAACUGUAGUUUAAAAUACGUUAGCAACGGUUUUAUACCUUGCUUUAUUGAGGUCAUAUUCGGCUUUGAAAGAUAUAUGGUGAAAGUUUGGUAAAGGUAUAUUUACUGGAAGACUGGACUAUAAAUGCUCGGCAAACAUACAAGUGUAGUUCUGGAUUAAUAUUUGUUGACAACAAACAAGUCUAUUGUAAAUAUGAGUAAAAUCUUUCGAAGAAAAGGCUUAGCAUUUCUAUCAGGACUUAUUUCACUUCUUACAGCUGCGAUUGUUGUGACGGUAUUGAUAAAUGAUCCUCAUAAACCAGAGACUCGUCCUUGGUCUUCCUGGGUUCAGGCAAACUUUACGCGCACAAUACAAGUGAACGGAGCAAGACAAGUUCUGGCGAAGACUGGAUGGACUUAUUUUGGUUUGUUCAAAGGUUACAAAGAGAAGUCAUAUUCCGGGGACUAUCAAGGAUUGAGGAAGGAAUAUUUUGAUGUGUUCAAGGAAUUCGAUGGUGUUUUUAAUCUGAAGAUCCUCUACGCUGUGAUUGGAUGCUUGGUAGUCGCUGGGAUUGUGUUAAUAAUUUGUGCUGGACUCAGUUUUUACAACGAAUUCACCAAGUCAUCAUACGUCAUCCUUGGUUCACUCGGCCUUUACGCCUUCAAUGCUCUCGCGUUUUUCUUCAUGCUGUGCGCUGUGGGCCUAUUCUCGGGGCUUUAUCAUCAACAAAUACGAAAAAACGUUCUCACAACCGAAGAACUAGACAAAGGUUUCGACAGCGAGGACAACACUUCCCUCAAGUUUUCAUUCUGGAUUCUGGUUGGUGCUUGUUUCUUACCACUGUUAAACAUGACGUUAACUUUCUUGAACAGUGCAAGAGCGAAGAGUUACUUCAACAAAACAACUACGAUACCCACCAGCAAUGUUGAUGGGAUGAUGCUUUACUAAAAAAUUAUGCAAGAAACCUGCUGGGAUGCCCUGGAUUUUUACCAGCUUCUAGUUCUGUAUUGAGGAAUCUGGAAUUGUAAAACGCUAUCUUUGAUAUUUGAAAGUAAAUGACCUUGAGUAUUUAAGACAUUUAAUAAAAUUUUAUAUUUCUUUAGCUGAAAACGAACUACACAGGCUAUAGAGUAGAGUAUAGGCUUCUAAGGGAGGACAAUGAAGAUAUCUUUUAUUGCUGCAAAAAACCCGAAAAAACAUGAUAUAAAAAUGCUUUUAUUUAAGCAAUCAUGUAAGGUAUCAUUUAGCCAUCAGUCAUGUAAUUAGUAUUUUAUAUUUAGCACUAUCUAAUCACCUUGGCACGCGUGCUUUCUGAAAGGAAAUGUUGGUAUAAUAUAUGUUACAGUUUUAUUGAUCAUUCCAGGAAUUCAACCUCAACGUUUCUACCCGCAUUCGACAGUUCGUUAAAUCACCAAAAACAUUUGGAUACCAUUCCAAAAGACAUGUUACAGGGGGAGGGACACGCUUAAACGCUUUUUCCAUGGUACCAUAAUAUCCACCCAGCUUAGUCACUGAUCUAUAUAGAACAUUGUAGUGUACCUUUUUUGCGCAUGGGUACGAUGCUGUAGCCUGGGUACGAGGCAAAAAGAAAACAAACUUUAUGAUUUGAAAAUUGAAACUUAAAGAAUGUUCACUUAAUUACUCUAAAAUGUGCUUCAAAACAACAUGUGGAAUCUGUGGCAAAAUCACUUGGAAAGGGUGUGGAAAGCAUGUUGAUCAAGUGAUGAAAGAUGUACCCAAAGCAGAACAAUGUACAUGUCCUCGAGAUAAUGUUUAACUGCAAUAAACC
This is a messenger RNA of Dendronephthya gigantea, 1850 nucleotides long. Its product is annotated as clarin-3-like. The transcript has 4 exons. The record is from RefSeq and is a predicted model, not a curated record. Bases 275 to 1009 code for a protein of 244 amino acids. Lineage: Eukaryota; Metazoa; Cnidaria; Anthozoa; Malacalcyonacea; Nephtheidae.